Molecule: messenger RNA, 1680 nt
Organism: Fusarium odoratissimum NRRL 54006
Lineage: Eukaryota; Fungi; Ascomycota; Sordariomycetes; Hypocreales; Nectriaceae
Exons: 3
Coding region: 1-1680 (559 amino acids)
Source: RefSeq, a predicted model, not a curated record
AUGCAAUGCAUCAAUUGCUUUGGACAGAUUGUCAGAGCACCCGCAACUUUAGCCCCCAACUCGCCGACCUUCGGAAGGGAUAUGGCGGACCAACAGACACGAUUUAAUGUGUGGGCUGGAAACAUCGGCGCUCACCGCACUGGCUUGAGCUCACUCGAUUAUCGACUUCGGGGCUCUUCACAUAUAAAAUUCCAGGUGCUGAGUCUUCUCAAAGACCUGAUUGAGCUCAUGCAAGGUGCCCCUGACAUCCUCACGGGAAAUGGGGUUCUUUGGGACCAGAUUACUGCUGGCGAUGAUGAAGAUUUCGAAGAAUCUGAUGACCCUGAUACAGAAUUGGAUCAGACCUUUGUCGAUAUCGCAGACGUGGUAAACUGUCUCCUUCGUUUCAGCGUGGCCAUACGAAAUCCUGCGCCCCACGAUCGCUUUAUCAAGUCUCAUUCAAUUGAUACAUCUCACUAUGAGAUCUUUGACAUCCAGCACGUCUCGUCGAAGUUUCGAACGAUAGAACCUCUCCUUGCUGAAAGACUAGGCAAGGCGAUAAGUCGACGGCGCCAGUUAUUCAAUUACAGAUUAGCUGACCGCACAAAACUGUCGCAGGGUCUCACCCACGAGGGAGGCGACGCUGAGACGAUAGCCUCGUCACUUCCGGAAUACCAUAAAGAUGUCGCUCGUGGUGGUCAGCCCUUACCCAUAAAUGCGAUUGGGGACGAGGGCUCAGACUCUGGAUUUUCCCAGACGUCAUAUGCCACUUCGCUGGCAGAUCUCGAUCAAUGCCGAAUCCCCCCUUUACCAAAAGAGUCAUCAGAGGGUCCGUUCGAAUGCCCCUUCUGUUAUACAAUCAUUUUUGCAAACACCAGAAGUUCGUGGAAGAAGCACGUUUAUGGCGAUUUACGGCCAUAUAUAUGUCUGGAGAAGGAUUGUGAAACUCCAGGGAGAGAGUUCUCCAGGAGGCACCAGUGGAUGGAACAUGUGAGACAGAUUCACUGGAAGCUAUACUCAUGUCCACUCGCGUGUGAGUUGGAGUUCUCUUCUCCAUCCGAAUGCAUAAAGCAUGUUUUCAGAAGUCACGCGGUAUCGGUAACCACUAGGGACCUAGAUGCGCUUGUGUAUCUGAGCCAGAAGCCCAUGGACAUUAAACAAGGUAACCCUUGUCCAAUUUGUGCCGAAAUGAUGCGAUCCACCUCACAAUAUCAGCGUCACGUUGGCCGACAUCAAGAGCAACUGGCACUAUUCGCUUUACCAACUGUAGAAACGGAUGAUAAGGAUGAACGUGGUGGCGAGAGUGAUUCAAGUGCCGAGUCGAUGGACAUGAUAUCUAAUCAGGACGAGCGAGGCGAUAGUAACAAACAACCUAAGGAGCCUGCGACCUCGUAUUCGAUGCUUGGAACAGACGAGAUGACUGCUUUGCCAGUUAACAAUCUAAUUACUAGUAUGACCAAUGGGCUGACCGAAAAUUUCAUACCACGAGAUGGAAUUGAUCGAGAGGUCAUUACAGCCGAUAUCUGCCGCUAUCUCGAGAAUAAGGCCCUUGUACGACCUGGACACUAUGAAAACCCUCAAAAUGGCCAAGUAGUUCAGGGAUACUAUACAAGCGCUCAUCAUGUCUUAACCACAGUGAGUGAGGUUCGAUUCCGCUUUUGUAAAUGGAAAGGGAACGUUGACUGGACUCGUAAGCCAUGA